Solanum dulcamara is the source of this 894-nucleotide messenger RNA. RefSeq names its product probable glutathione peroxidase 8. The transcript is spliced from 6 exons. Gene Ontology annotation, molecular function: glutathione peroxidase activity. Lineage: Eukaryota; Viridiplantae; Streptophyta; Magnoliopsida; Solanales; Solanaceae. Bases 179 to 691 code for a protein of 170 amino acids. Gene Ontology annotation, biological process: response to oxidative stress. The record is from RefSeq and is a predicted model, not a curated record.
GCAUGUACCAUGGAGUGUUUGGAAAUUAUCCUAUAGACGACCCUCUUUUUCAUUCAUCAUCAUUUAAAUAAGAAUCAGUUUAACCUUGUACAUUCCCUAUAAAUAAAUGGGUCAAUGCCGGGUCGGGUAUUUUUAGUUUUGGGUUUGUGAAUUUCAGAUCCAAAUUCCAGCAAGGAAAAUGGCCGAACAACCGGAGAAGAAGCCACAAUCUGUCUAUGACUUUACACUAAAGGAUGUGAUGGGAAAUGAUGUAGACCUUAGUAUCUACAAAGGAAAAGUACUACUUAUCGUGAAUGUUGCUUCCAAAUGCGGGAUGACUAACUCAAACUACACGGAACUCAACCAAUUAUAUGAGAAGUACAAAGGUCAAGGCCUGGAAAUAUUGGCAUUUCCGAGCAAUCAAUUUGGUGAGGAAGAGCCGGGGACCAACGAUCAGAUUUUAGACUUCGUUUGUACUCGUUUCAAGUCAGACUUUCUAAUCUUUGACAAGAUUGAAGUGAAUGGCGAAAAUGCUUCUCCUCUUUAUAAAUUCUUGAAAUCAGGCAAGUGGGGAAUAUUUAGUGAUGAUAUUCAGUGGAAUUUCGCUAAGUUCCUGGUUGAUAAGAACGGGCAGGUUGUUGAUCGCUAUUAUCCUACAACAUCUCCUCUGACUAUUGAGAGGGAUAUGAAAAAGCUUCUUGAAAUCAUAUAGUUGCUAAGGAUUGAGUCUUCAACGAUGUGGAUCGAUUUUUCGCUUGUUAAUUGCGGGUUUGGUUUGAUUUUAGAAAUCGUUCACUUGUUUUCAUUAUCUGAGUGAGAAACAUCAUGUAAGAAGGGCUGUUAUCUGUACAUGAUCGCCAUAUGAAAUGUUGUGCAACAGAAAUUGUUCAUUCUAUGAGAGAAGUUUUAAACUGA